GAGGCCCUUCCUCCAGGGGAGCUAUUGAAGAGCAGCAGCCAUGGCUCCACUGCUACCUUACGGCCAUGGGCCUCAACAAGGUCCACAAAGUGAACGUGAGCAAGCAGAGGCACAGCUGCUGCUGCAGGUGCCUCACCAAGCACAUCAAGUUCGUGUGGACCAUGAUCCGAGAGGUAUGUGGGGUCACCACAUAUGAGUGGCAUCCUAUGGAGCUGCUCAAGGUCUCCAAGGAUAAGUGCACCCUCAAGUUCAUUAAGGACAGGGUGGGAACAUACAUCCAUGCCAAGAGGAAGAGAGAGGAGCUGAGCAACGUCCUGGAAGCUAUGAGAAAAGUGGCAGCCAGGAAGGACUGAACCCCUCCCCUCUAAGUAAUAAAGCCUUUUUGGAACUUAAAAAAGAAGAAGAGACUUACAACUUACACAUACUGAGAAUUUUAAGAGACUAAUAGGAACAAUUAUUUGCCAAUAAAAUGGGCAACUCAGAAGAAAUGGAGAAAAUCCUAGACAUACAACCUACCAAAACUGAAUUGUGAAGAAACAGAAAAUCUGCACAGUCCAAUUAUUAGUAAGGAGAUUGAAUCAAUAGUCAAAAAAAUCCAACAAAGUCUCAGAGGACAUCAUUUCACUCGUGAAUUCUACCAAAUAUUUAAAGAAGAAUUAAUACUAAUCCUUCUCAAACUCUUCCAAAAAGUAGAAGAGAAGGGAAUACUUCAAAACUCAUUUUAUGA
Molecule: messenger RNA, 727 nt
Organism: Ailuropoda melanoleuca (giant panda)
Lineage: Eukaryota; Metazoa; Chordata; Mammalia; Carnivora; Ursidae
Product: 60S ribosomal protein L36-like
Exons: 1
Coding region: 66-353 (95 amino acids)
Biological process (GO): translation
Cellular component (GO): ribosome
Molecular function (GO): structural constituent of ribosome
Source: RefSeq, a predicted model, not a curated record